AUGGGUCUCCUUAGUAAGAUAAAGAGCAAGAAAGAAGACUAUGUCAACAGAAACAAUAAGGAGGAACCAGCGGAGAAUAAUCCGUAUAUGAACACCUCUAUGCCAACUAAAGAAAACAAGUUUAGUGCAUUCGGUGACUAUGCUACUCAAAAGCGUGAAAACAUGGGGACAUACGGUCCCCGUACUGAGGCUCCUGAUACCUCCCGAAAAGCCCCUCAAUUUGAAGAGACCUGGCAAGAAUAUAAAGCCAAAAAGGAACAGGAAAAGACCAGCUACGGCGGAUACAAUAACUACGAUAAUGGUUAUGGUAAGAACGAUUACAAUAAUAAUAGCAAUGGCUAUAAUAAUAACGGGUAUGGCGGUUAUAGCGAAGACAAUUUGAAUGCCCCUGGCAAUAAUUACAACCCGGAUGACUUGAAUGCCUCCCACCAUAACUAUGAUCCAGAUGAUUUGAAUGCUGAUCCAGAAGAAGUUAGACAAUACGAUCAACCUCAAGCCCAACAACAGGUUCAAAGAGAACUUACUGAGGAAGAAAAAGCCCAACAAGAAGAGGAAGAAGAGCUUGAGGAUAUUAAGGGUGAAUUAUCAUUUACUAGAGAUAAGACUCUUCAAUCCACUCAAAGAAUCAUGGAUUUGGCUGAUGAAGCAGAAAUGUCUGGGCAAAACACCCUUGGGAUGCUUGGGAAUCAAGCGAAGAGAAUGUUUGAUACCGAGAAUAAUCUUCGUCUUGCGCAUACCCAAACCCGUAUUGCAACAGAAAGAGCCAAGGAGUUGCGUACUGCAGGUAACGUGUUCCGUGCACCAGGAAACCCAUUUAACAAGAAGAGCCGUCUUAGAGCGCGUGAAGAACGUGAAAUGUCUAACUUGAUUGCUGAUAGACAGGCAGAUGACAGAGCCCUUAAGGACUAUCAAGGCACUGAGCGCCGUGUCAAGGAAAACCUUGGGUACUACCCUGGCCAACAAAACGUCACUGCUCAGCAACAACGUACCAGAGACGCUGCUCUCAGAGCCCAUCAACAAUACUUGUUUGAAGAUGAAGAUGAAGAGGAACGUGAAAAGGAAUUGCAAAUUGGUGCCAAUAUGAACAAUAUCUUGAGCAAGACCAAGAACUUAAAGAAGAUUGCCAUGGCCCAAAGUGAUGAAUUGGAAAGACAAAAUGACAAGUUUAGAGAGAUGGAAGAGAGAUUGAACAAUGUUACUUUGGGAGUUGAUCAAAAUACCGCUCGUUUAAAGAGAAUCUCUGGUAAAUAA
Saccharomycopsis crataegensis is the source of this 1251-nucleotide messenger RNA. RefSeq lists its product as uncharacterized. The transcript has a single exon. Gene Ontology annotation, cellular component: SNARE complex; plasma membrane. The record is from RefSeq and is a predicted model, not a curated record. Gene Ontology annotation, biological process: exocytosis; vesicle fusion. The coding region runs from base 1 to 1251 and encodes 416 amino acids. Lineage: Eukaryota; Fungi; Ascomycota; Saccharomycetes; Ascoideales; Saccharomycopsidaceae. Gene Ontology annotation, molecular function: SNAP receptor activity; syntaxin binding.